Danio rerio (zebrafish) is the source of this 1704-nucleotide messenger RNA. It is a transcript of the gene cyp2aa3, whose product is annotated as cytochrome P450, family 2, subfamily AA, polypeptide 3. Gene Ontology annotation, molecular function: oxidoreductase activity, acting on paired donors, with incorporation or reduction of molecular oxygen; iron ion binding; monooxygenase activity. The record is from RefSeq and is marked validated. Gene Ontology annotation, cellular component: membrane. Lineage: Eukaryota; Metazoa; Chordata; Actinopteri; Cypriniformes; Danionidae.
CUCUGGCUCCUCCCUCUUCUGCUGUUAUAAAGCACAUGACCUUCUGCUGCUGUUGUGUUUGUCCCGAACUCAAUCUGUCAUCAUGUUUACGGCUCUCCUGAAGUUAGACCUGGCCUCUGUGGGCUUGACUCUGUUUCUAGGCUUAAUUAUUCUGGUUCUGUUUGAGAUCUUCAGGAUUCAUUCCUACAAACGUCGAACUCCACCUGGUCCAACACCUCUGCCUUUUGUGGGAACCAUACCUCAUUUCUUGAAGAAUCCAUUGGGCUUCAUAAGAUCGAUGUCUCAAUAUGGAGACAUGUCCACUAUGUAUCUCGGGAGAAAGCCAGCAAUUUUCCUUAAUACAAUCCAGCUUGCUAAGGAAACCCUGGUUCAGGAUACUUUUUCUGGGAAGCCAUAUCUGCCUGUUAUAGAGUGGAUAUCUAAAGGAUUCGGUAUAGCAAUGGUCACAUUUAACCACUCCUGGAGGCAGCAGAGACGGUUCGCUCUGCACACACUCAAGAAUUUUGGCCUGGGGAAGAAAUCAGUUGAAGACCGUGUGUUAGAGGAAAGCCGAUAUCUGAUUGCUGAAAUGCUCAAAGAUGAAGGCAAGCCAGUGGACCCCCAUCAUCCCAUACAGAACGCAGUUUCCAACAUCAUCUGCUCCAUCGUGUUUGGAGAUCGCUUUGAAUAUAAUAACAAACGCUUUGAAUACCUUCUGAAAAUGCUGAAUGAAACCAUCAUGCUGGCAGGGUCAGCUUCAGGACGGAUUUUCAACUUGGUGCCCUUCAUUAAGCAUUUUCCUGGUCCACACCAGAAGAUUAAGAAGAAUACAGAUGAUUUAUUAAUUUUCCUCGGAGAUGAAGUUGAGGAACACAGAAAAACUCUGGAUCCAGGGAGUCCACGAGACUUCAUUGAUGCCUAUCUGCUGGAGAUUGAGAAACAAAAGUUCAACAAAGACUCCACGUUUCAUGAAGGCAACUUGCUUGCGUCAGCAGGUGACCUGUUCAUGGCUGGAACUGACACCACAGAAACCACCAUCAGAUGGGGACUCCUCUUCUUAAUUCAAAACCCAGAUGUACAAGAGAGAUGUCAUGAGGAGAUUGUUCAGGUUCUGGGUUACGACCGCUUGCCCAGCAUGGAUGACCGUGACAGACUACCUUACACACUCGCCACUGUUCACGAGAUUCAGCGAUAUGGAAACAUUAUACCUAUUUUGAUUCACGAAACAAUUCUGCCUACAAAACUACAAGGAUACAGCAUUCCUCAGGGAACUACAAUUGUGACCAACAUUCAAGCAAUUUUCAGCAGUAAGGAUCACUGGAAGCAUCCAGAUUCAUUUAACCCUGAGAAUUUCUUAGAGGACAGACACUUCAUCAAGCCGGAGUCCUUCAUUAUGUUUUCUCUGGGACCAAGGUCCUGUCUGGGUGAGAUACUGGCAAGGACGGAGCUCUUCCUGUUCAUCACGUCUCUCCUACAGAGGAUUCAUUUCUCCUGGCCGCCUGACGCAAAGCCCAUAGACAUGGAUGGCAUCUUUGGUCUUGUUCACUCCCCUCAGGCCUUUAAUGUUAUCUGUCGCAGCCGAGACACCAAAUAGUGACUGAAACAUGUCAGACAUUAUAACAUGCUGAAGAACAUCUCCUUUAUUCGGCCCUCUGAAUGGUCAUCAUGGCUUUAUGUUUAGAGUUAUAUCACCACCUUCUGGUCUGGCGUGCUCUUGACAGUGCA